Messenger RNA from Nannizzia gypsea CBS 118893, 963 nucleotides. RefSeq names its product alkaline phytoceramidase. Lineage: Eukaryota; Fungi; Ascomycota; Eurotiomycetes; Onygenales; Arthrodermataceae. Gene Ontology annotation, cellular component: endoplasmic reticulum membrane. The record is from RefSeq and is a predicted model, not a curated record. The transcript is spliced from 4 exons. Gene Ontology annotation, biological process: ceramide biosynthetic process; ceramide catabolic process. The coding region runs from base 1 to 963 and encodes 320 amino acids.
AUGCCGUUCAACAUACCUUAUCCGCCAUCCCAGGCUGGAUACUGGUCGCCUGUCACCUCGACGCUCAACUGGUGCGAAGAGGACUACUAUGCCACUCGAUAUGCCGCUGAAGUCGUGAAUGCCUUCACCAACGUCCUAUUUCUAUACCUGGGAGUGAAGGGCAUCCGGAGUUGCCGGAAGAAUGGGCAUGACGCCAUCUUUCAGGUCGCAUUCCUUGGAUAUCUCCUGGUGGGGUUAGGGAGUUUUCUAUUCCAUUCGACGCUGAAAUAUCCUAUGCAGCUCGUUGACGAGCUGUCAAUGAUUUACACGACAUGUCUCAUGUGCUAUGCCACCUUCUCCUUUUCCAGGUCCCGAUCCCAGUGUCUUAUACUCGGAGCUGGUCUCCUGGGAUUGUCGAUCUUCAUCACUCUCUACUAUCACUACCUCCAGGAUCCCGUCUUCCACCAAGUAGCAUAUGGAGUCCUUACUGCUAUCGUGAUAUUCCGAAGUAUGUGGGUGAUGGAAGUUACCCUACGCCCAUCUCUACAGCGAUCGCGCAACCGCGCCAAGUCAAACGUCUCGGGACAGAUCAUGACUACCAGUGGGGAGACAGUAAACGACAGGGACCUCAGGAUUCUAAACAGUAUGUGGGUAAUGGUUGCCUACGGUUUGUCGACUUUCCUUGGGGGUUUCUUUAUAUGGAAUUUGGACAAUACAUAUUGUUCAACACUGCGAAUUUGGCGCCGUGAAAUCGGACUUCCAUGGGGCAUCGUGCUGGAGGGACAUGGUUGGUGGCACCUACUCACAGGAAUCGGCGCCUACAUGUAUAUCAUCUGGGGAAUAUGGCUGCGCCAUUGUCUCCACGGCCAUCAGGAUGAAUACACGUUAGAUUGGCCCCGGUUCUAUAACGCCGCUGAUAUUGUCCGUGUCCAAGAUAUACCUAAGCUCACAGCUCCUGAAGGCUAUGCUGAGAAACUGAAUUGA